AUGAGAAGAAUGGCUCUUAAGAAAUUGAAGGUGAUACCAAAGGAAGGUUACUUAUUACUUUUGGACUUUGAUGAUGAGGACGAUGACAUAAAAGUUUCAGAGGAGGCUCUUUCGGAAGUAAAAAGCCCAGCAUUUGAUAAAAAUGAGAAUAUAUCGCCUCAAGCAGAAGCAGAUGAAGAUAUGGGAGAUGAAGUAGACAGUAUAUUGGAUAAAUCUGAAGAUGACAUUUAUAAGACGCUUCACAUAAAGAGAAAAUGGAUGGAAACUUAUGUCAAAGAAUCUUUCAAAGGCAGCAACCAGAAAUUAGAAAGAUUUUGCAAAACGAACGAACGAGAGAGGAAGAACAUCAACAACAAAUUUUGUGAGCAGUAUAUAACUACAUUUCAGAAGUCUGAUAUGGAUGUACAGAAAUUCAAUGAAGAAAAAGAAAAAUCAGUGAAUAGUUGUCAAAAAGAACAACAAGCAUUGAAACUGUCCAAAUGUAGUCAGAACCAGACCCUGGAAGCAGUUAAAGAAAUGCAUGAGAAGUCCAUGGAGGUUUUGAUGAACUUGGGGACCAAGAACUAA
This is a messenger RNA of Mus musculus (house mouse), 567 nucleotides long. RefSeq names its product predicted gene 28553. NCBI's taxonomy places the organism in Eukaryota, Metazoa, Chordata, Mammalia, Rodentia, Muridae. Bases 1 to 567 code for a protein of 188 amino acids. The record is from RefSeq and is a predicted model, not a curated record. The transcript has 7 exons.